Messenger RNA from Rhizophagus irregularis DAOM 181602=DAOM 197198, 380 nucleotides. RefSeq lists its product as uncharacterized. Gene Ontology annotation, molecular function: protein binding. NCBI's taxonomy places the organism in Eukaryota, Fungi, Glomeromycota, Glomeromycetes, Glomerales, Glomeraceae. The record is from RefSeq and is a predicted model, not a curated record.
CAAAAAUGGCCUCAACAUUACCUUUUGAAAUUUUAAUAGAGAUUUUUAGUUAUCUUCAUCCAAAAGAUCUUUAUUCACUUUCAUUAGUAUGUAAACGUUAUCGUACAUUAUUAUGGUCAAAAAUAUCAACUACAACUCAAGAUAUUUGGCGUACUUCAAGGAUUCGUUAUAUUUUACAUCCAACUUUUGACCCACCCGAAAAGAUGUCCGAACAACAAUAUAAUUAUUUAUUAAUGGUUGUGAAUUCUUGUCAAUUUUGUGGUGAAUGUUGUAGAUACAAGUUAGCUAUGCAUUGGGAAUUUCGUAUAUUUUGUUGUCAUGAUUGUUUAUUACAAAGAUGUAUUAGGUAAGUUUAAUAAAUUAAUUUUAUUGUUCCUUUU